AUGUUCUCCGCAGCAUCUAGGCAGGCUAUUCGAACUGCGACCAGGCAGCAAUGCCGUGCAUUCAGCAGCACACCUUCAGUAGGAGCUGCUGCGGAAGUGAAGAAGCUUGGUGUCAUUGGAGCGGGACAAAUGAGAGCAUCAGUUCCUGUCAAGCUCAUUGAUAGCUCCCAAGCCUCUAUCGACAAGGGCCUCAAGUUUGCCGACAAGCUUCUCGAAAAAGAUGUUGGCAAAGGCAGAAUCUCAAAGGAAGACGCUACAGCCGUCCGUGAGCGAAUUACAUCUAGCAUCUCCCUUGAAGACUUGUCAGAUGUCGAUUUCGUCAUCGAGGCCGUUCCUGAGAUCCCAGAUCUAAAGUCCAAGAUCUUUGCCCAACUCGCCCAGAUCUGUCCAUCGCAUGCCAUUCUCGCAACAAACACAUCGUCAAUCAGCAUUACCAAGAUCGCGGCCAGUACUUCUAACAGCCCCACUGAUCUUUCCGCGUCGUCUCGCGUCAUUUCAACACAUUUUAUGAACCCCGUGCCCAUCCAGAAGGGUGUGGAAAUCAUUACCGGGUUGCAAACUUCGCAGUCCACCAUCGACACCGCCAUCGCUUUUUGCCAGAAAAUGGGCAAGAUCGCAUCGCAGUCCGCCGACAGCCCGGGUUUCUUGGCGAACCGCAUCCUCAUGCCUUACAUCAACGAGGCCAUAAUCUGUCUGGAGACAGGCGUCGGCACCAAGGAAGAUAUCGAUAGCAUCAUGAAGAACGGAACGAACGUGCCUAUGGGCCCACUGCAGCUUGCGGACUUCAUCGGCAUCGAUACCUGUUUAGCGAUUAUGCGCGUGUUGUACGAGGAUACCGGCGACUCCAAGUAUCGGCCCGCGGUGUUGAUGAAGAAGAUGGUGGAUGCGGGGUGGUUAGGCAAGAAGAGCGGAAAGGGCUUCUACGAUUACUAG
This is a messenger RNA of Parastagonospora nodorum SN15, 933 nucleotides long. RefSeq lists its product as hypothetical. The record is from RefSeq and is a predicted model, not a curated record. The coding region runs from base 1 to 933 and encodes 310 amino acids. Gene Ontology annotation, biological process: fatty acid metabolic process. The transcript has 2 exons. Lineage: Eukaryota; Fungi; Ascomycota; Dothideomycetes; Pleosporales; Phaeosphaeriaceae. Gene Ontology annotation, molecular function: NAD+ binding; oxidoreductase activity, acting on the CH-OH group of donors, NAD or NADP as acceptor.